Messenger RNA from Chinchilla lanigera (long-tailed chinchilla), 2211 nucleotides. RefSeq names its product methyltransferase like 8 (gene Mettl8). The transcript is spliced from 11 exons. NCBI's taxonomy places the organism in Eukaryota, Metazoa, Chordata, Mammalia, Rodentia, Chinchillidae. The coding region runs from base 258 to 1418 and encodes 386 amino acids. The record is from RefSeq and is a predicted model, not a curated record. Gene Ontology annotation, molecular function: tRNA (cytidine-N3)-methyltransferase activity.
UACCGUGACGCGCGUCCACCCAUUCCGUUUCCCCUGGGAGGCUCUGCCUGUUGUCCGGAGGGCCGCUGUGUCGAGUGCGACCUUCCAAAGUCCUGAGGAUUGAACAUGUAUGUUGAGCAAGUACUCUACCGCUGAGCUACAUCCCCAGCUUUUUUUUUUUUGAGAUAGGGUCUCACAAAAUUGCACAGCCUGGGCUUGAGCUUCCCAUCCUCCGAUUUUACCAUCCCAGAGUCCUGGGAUUACAGGUACUGCUUAGGAUGAAUGUGAUUUGGAGAAGUUACAUUUGCAGUGUAAGGCUAAGGAAGGUGCCACACAGAUGCCAAAGUGGUAACCACCCAGCAACUCCCCUGGGAUCAAGGAUUUUAACUGAUCCAGCCAAAGUUUUUGAACACAACAUGUGGGAUCACAUGCAGUGGUCUAAAGAAGAAGCAGCAGCUGCCAGAAAAAAAGUAGAGGAAAACUCAGCUGUGCGAGUCACUCAGGAAGAGCAAGUUAAGUAUGAAAAUGAAGCUAGUAAAUACUGGGACACAUUUUAUAAGAUUCAUAAGAAUAAGUUUUUCAAGAAUCGUAAUUGGUUGUUGAGGGAAUUUCCUGAAAUUCUUCCAAUUGAUCAAAAAACUGAAGAUAAGAUGGAAGAACUAUCAUGGCAUGUCUUAGGAACUAACACUGCAAACUCUUUCUCAAGAAUGUCAGAAGAAAAAAACCAUUAUGAGAAAAGUUCUGGUUCAUCAGAUGGUCAAAGCAAAAGAGAGUCUGGUUGUCCCAGCCUAAACUCCAGAGAGCAUGGAAAAGGACUCCUGAAGACUCAGCUAUUUCCUGGUAGCCAUGCCACUUUCCGAAUACUAGAGGUUGGCUGUGGUGCUGGAAAUAGUGUUUUUCCAAUUCUGAACACCUUGCAGAAUACUCCAGAAUUCUUCCUUUAUUGUUGUGAUUUUGCCCCUGGAGCUGUGGAGCUUAUAAAGUCACACUCGUCCUACAGAGCCUCGCAGUGUUGUGCCUUUGUUCAUGAUGUGUGUGAUGAUGGUUCCCCCUACCCUUUUCCGGACAGUAGCCUGGAUGUCGUUGUCCUCGUCUUUGUGCUCUCUUCUAUUCAUCCUGACAGGAUGCAAGGGGUGGUCAACCGACUGUCUAAGUUACUGAAGCCUGGGGGAAUGCUGCUCUUUCGGGACCAUGGAAGAUACGAUACUGCUCAGCUUCGUUUUAAAAAGGGGCGUUGUUUAUCUGAAAAUUUUUAUGUUCGAGGAGAUGGUACCCGAGCCUAUUUCUUUACAAAAGGGGAAGUCUGUCGUAUGUUCUGCAAGGCCGGAUUAGAUGAAAAGCAAAAUCUGGUUGAUCAUCGCUUACAAGUUAAUAGGAAAAAACAAGUGAAAAUGCAUCGAGUGUGGAUUCAAGGAAAAUUCCAAAAACCAUUGCACUGAACUUAAAAUAGCUCCUAAUUGAUAUUUUUCACUCCUUUCUCAUGACUGAAGACGAAAAACUAGAAGACUCUGCCCUUUAAGGAUCCUAGAAAAUCUUUUGUUUCUCAAAAGACAAUGAGAAGAAAAUAGAAUUUGUGUUUCUUGAUGUUCUAUCAUGAGUUAGCUCUUUGUGCAUUUUAAGCAUAUAAGUUGUUCUGGAGAAGUAUACCAUUUUAUUGUGUGUUCAAAACUUGAUAUGUGCAAGCUUGUGUAUCUAACCAUUUUAUUUGUUCUUUGAAUUUUAUAAGCAUUCAACUAAAUUUCUGAUAUAAGUCAUACUUUGGACAAACCAUAAGCUGCCACACUUUAGAAGUAGGAAAAAACCAUCUUUAUUUAUAUACACAUUUAUCAUCUUCUUUAUUUAAAUCACUUCACAAACAAUUGAAGUCUUCCUCAUUGUCAUCCAACAGCAGAGAGGCAGUAGGCAUUGUCUCCAGGGAAAGUCACAAGCUCAAGAUUAAAGUGUAUUGUUUUUUGUCUGUUUUCCCCAAAACUUUUAAUUUCUUUAAUUCAGAGACUAAUAUCUGAAAUAUACUUUUAGUUUCUUUCUUUCCUAAAAUUGGGAAGUAUGACCCAUGCUAGCGUUACUUUCAGGCUAUUCUUAGCUGUUUAAGUUGUUGUAAACUCUCUUUAAGACAACUGUCAAGCUCAAGAAAAUUCCUGUAGCAAUUAGAAAUUAACUUACUCUGUUGCAUCAGUAGGACAUACGUUGGCUUGCAAAUUGCAGUUUGUUAAAUAAAAAUGGAGUUUCUAA